Camelina sativa (false flax) is the source of this 441-nucleotide messenger RNA. RefSeq lists its product as uncharacterized. NCBI's taxonomy places the organism in Eukaryota, Viridiplantae, Streptophyta, Magnoliopsida, Brassicales, Brassicaceae. The record is from RefSeq and is a predicted model, not a curated record.
AUGGCGGAAUUUCAGGUCUGCAUUGACAACCACAAACUAAUGGAGAUGGCUGGAAGUGGAUCAAACCAUACUUGGUAUAACAACCAGGAGGCCAAUCCCAUAACCAGGAAGCUGGAUAGGUGUCUCAUAAACGAAGCAUGGUUUAAUUUGUAUCCCCACUCCAAUGCAUUAUUCGAUGCUCCAUGCCGCUCUGAUCACACUCGUAUAUUGGUCUCGAUGUCAAUCGAUAGAGAGACCCGGAAAGUGCCUUUCAAAUUCUACAAUUUAUUCACAAGUCAACCGGAUUUUCCUACUAUUCUCCAGAACGCGUGGAACGGUCAUGAUCACAGUGUCUCAACUAUAUUUCGACUUUGUCAGAAGCUCAAGGGAGUUAAGAUGGGUUGCAAGGAACUCAAUAGGACAUGCUUCAGCAACAUACAAGCUCGUAAUGGAAAAGCUUAA